AUGGUUGAUCUUUUCAAUAUUUCUGAAGACAAAAUAGAUGGAUCUGUUGGAUCUCUUUUUAGUUCAAGUGCAGGUCCUGUGGUUAGACCCAAAAAUGAAUCGAUAAAGAGUGAGCUUGUUCACAGUAAAAAAACCAAGGAAACAUCCUCACAAAAAGCAGAUAACACGCUAAAACGAAAACGGGAAGAAAACGAAGAGGAAGAGGAAGAUAAUGAGAAUGAGAAAGGGAAUAAUGAAGAAGACAAUAGCGCUUCUUCAGACGAAAAAGAGGGUUCCAGUAUCGAAGAUAAAUGGGUCGAAAAAAAUCAAAACAAAAGAAAAUCUUCUAAGACGAAUUUAAAGUCAAGUGAAACUGCUGGUGAAAAAGAUGAGGGUGAUAGUGAAGAAGAAGAAGAAGAGGAUGAUGUUGAUGUUGAUGUUGAUGGAAACAAAGAUACCCAAGAUAAGAAACCUAGGCUUUCUGAGCAAGAAAUUGAUAAGGCUGAUUCUACAGUUUUUGUGGGAAACGUUCCAAUUACUACCAUCACAUCAAAACCAGUUUACAAGAAAUUUCAGGAGCUUUUCGAACCCUAUGGAAAGGUUACAUCGAUUCGUUUCAGAUCCAUUGCGUUCUCUAAACUGCUCCCAAGAAAGGCUGCUUUUAUCAAGCAACAACUCCACCCCACCCGCAAAGCUGCCAAUGCUUAUGUCGUUUUUGAAACCCCUGAGCAGGCUCGCAAGUCAGUCUCCUUGAAUGCCUCAGUUUUUGAGGGUCAUCACCUACGUGUCGACAGAGUUUCUCACCCCGCAUCUCAGGACAAUAAACGAUGUGUUUUUGUUGGAAACCUAGAUUUUGAUAUGGAUGAAGAACCUCUUUGGCAACACUUUGGAUCCUGUGGUGAGAUUGAGCAUGUUCGUGUUGUCCGUGACUCUAAGACCAAUUUUGGCAAAGGUUUCUGCUAUGUUCAAUUCAAAGAUCCUGUUUCUGUUACCAAGGCUCUUCUUCUUAAUGGUAAGAACAUUAAUGGCGAAGAAAAGGGUCGUGAACUUCGGGUGGUUAGAAGCAAAAAUAUUAGAGAAGCCCAAAAGCAACGAAAAGCAUUCAUUAAGUCCAAAACUAACAAUAACAACAGCAACAAGAAGGUCAAGCUUUCCCUGGAGGAAAAAACAAAGCUUGGCCGUGCAAAAACCGCGGUCGGCAAAGCAGCAAGAGCUGAAAUCUCUUCUGUUUUAGAGGGGACCCGAGCCAAGAAGGGCGAUUAUAUUCCGGGCAUAAAACAAGGUGGUAAGAAGAAGAAACCUAGAAUUCGCGAAAGAAGCACCAACUAUAAGAAUCUCAGAAAGGAAGUUCAAAAAGCCAACAAGGCAAGCAAAUAA
Molecule: messenger RNA, 1356 nt
Organism: Magnusiomyces paraingens
Lineage: Eukaryota; Fungi; Ascomycota; Dipodascomycetes; Dipodascales; Dipodascaceae
Exons: 2
Coding region: 1-1356 (451 amino acids)
Molecular function (GO): RNA binding
Source: RefSeq, a predicted model, not a curated record